This is a messenger RNA of Symbiodinium sp. CCMP2456, 1124 nucleotides long. The record is from the annotation of a GenBank genome assembly. Lineage: Eukaryota; Dinophyceae; Suessiales; Symbiodiniaceae.
GACCCAGAGUGGAAGCGCCGCAACAGGCGCAUCCAGCGGCCAGAGCGGUGGGGCGACGACUCCGCAGGAAGACGCAGGAUGACAAGACUCGCUUCCACGUCGUGCCGGAGGAUCCGGCGCAUUUCGUGGACGUGGAAAUGCGUGCCAAUGACAGCCUUCUGGCUGUCGAGCUCUUGCACUCGUCGUGCUUUUGCAUUCGAGUUUCAAAGCCAUGUUCUGAUUUAGGCGAACUCAUUCCCAGGAUAUCGAGUUGGGCUGCUUGCGACUGUAACGCCGAGAUGUGCGAUGCCACAGCUGUGCGAAGGCACCGUGCCCGAGGCGAUUCUGGCGGCUCGGCCAGGUGCGCUCAGGAGACAAUGGAGGAGGCUGCGAGAGCAGCAUCUCAAAUCGAGAUGAAGUGCGAAUGCGAGCUUCCGAACGAAUUCCUCUACACUUUUGCCGGCAACCUCAAGGCCAGCAGCGAAGGCGUCGAGCAGAACGUCUCUUUGGACGAGCAGCAUAUGGUACUGAGGGGGUGCAAGAUCAAGAACAUUGCCUGGUCUCUUGGCGUGGUGGUCUACAGCGGCAGCGAGACCAAGAUCAUGAUGAACAGCAAGAACCAGAAGGGCCGCAAGCUCUCGCACCUAGAGCGAGAUGUGGGCAGGUUGACCCUCCUGGUCUUUGGCAUUCAGAAUUUGCUCUGCCUCAUCGCCGCCAUUGCCAGUGCUAUCUUCGAGACUUCCGAGGACAACCUCAAGAAGAUGUACCUGAAUCUCACCGACGAGAACGGCAACGCGCAGUCCGCCUUCUUAGUCUUGCUGAUUCGAUUCUUCAACUUCAUCAUCUUGUUUUCCAACUUCAUCCCGAUCUCGCUGUUGGUGUCCAUGAGCUUGGCGAAGUUGGCACAGGUGUUCUUCCUCUACGCCGAUCAGGACAUGAUCCAUCAGGGGAUCCACUGCAUGCCUCGCACAUCGGACCUGAACGAAGAGUUGGGCCAGGUCGAGUAUGUGUUUUCUGACAAGACGGGUACCCUGACGUGCAACGUCAUGGACUUCCGGAAGUUUUGCGUCAAGGGCAUCACCUACGGUCAGGGCAUGACCGAGAUCAAGAGACAAGUGAUGAUGAAGAUGGGCAAAACCGUCGAG